UCUUCUUCUAUAAAAAGAAAACCAAAAGAAAAAUAGAAUAGUCUCCCUUGCUCAGAACAGAAGUGGUAUUUAGGACAUCAUAAAACACUCGCGUCACCGCUCCUCGGGCGCCUUCAAAAUCAACCCAACAAGAAUAAACAAUAUACAGAUCCUAAAUUCCUCAAUUUUUCAAAACCCUAAAAUAAUCACAGUCAAUUCUCCUAAAAUGGUGUUCUUUAAGUAGGAAUUGGGAUUCGGGAUCGCCGGAAUUUAAUUGAAGAAGGGGUUGUUAGGGAGAUGGCGGAAUUAGGGCAGCAGACGGUGGAUUUCUCGGCGCUGGUAAGCCGGACGGCUGAGGAGUCGUACGCGACGUUAAAUGAGCUGGUGGAGAAGUGCAAGUCCUCUGACCUCUCUGACUCCGAGAAGAAAAUUGGGAUUCUGAAAUACAUAGUCAAGACUCAGCAGCGUAUGCUCCGUCUCAAUGUCCUCUCCAAAUGGUGCCAGCAGGUCCCCUUGAUACAAUAUUGUCAGCAACUUGCAUCAACUUUAUCUAGUCAUGAGACAUGUUUCACCCAAGCUGCAGACUCAUUAUUUUUUAUGCAUGAAGGACUACAACAAGCUCGUGCUCCCAUUUAUGAUGUUCCUUCGGCUGUUGAAGUUCUUCUUACCGGAAGUUAUGAGCGUUUGCCAAAAUGUAUAGAAGAUGUGGGCUUGCAGAGCAUAUUAAAUGCCAACCAACAAAAACCAGCAUUAAAGAAGUUAGACGCACUUGUUAGGUCUAAACUCCUUGAGGUUUCACUUCCUAAGGACAUUACUGAAGUCAAAGUUUCUGACGGUACUGUUCUGCUCCGCGUGGAUGGAGAAUUUAAGGUUCUAGUUACCCUUGGUUACCGAGGACACCUGUCAAUGUGGAGAAUAUUACAUAUGGAGCUGCUUGUCGGUGAGAGAAGUGGCCCUAUGAAGCUGGAUGACUUUCGGCGGCAUGCUCUUGGUGAUGAUUUGGAACGCAGGAUGGCUGCUGCAGACAAUCCAUUUAUGACCUUAUACUCCAUCCUGCAUGAACUUUGUGUGGCACUUGUUAUGGACACUGUCAUAAGGCAAGUGCAGACACUUCGUCAUGGAAGGUGGAAAGAUGCUAUUCGUUUUGAGCUCAUAUCUGAUGGUAGUACUGGACAGGGUGGCAGUUCUGGCUCCGCACAAAUAUCACAAGAUGGGGAGUCUGAUUCUGCUAGUUUGCGUACUCCUGGGCUGAAGAUUUUGUAUUGGUUGGAUUUGGAUAAAAACUCCAGCACAUCCGAAAUUGGAACAUGCCCAUUUAUAAAAAUUGAACCUGGACUGGAUCUGCGAAUUAAGUGUCUUCAUAGCACAUUUGUCAUUGAUCCUCUGACAGGAAAAGAAGCGGAAUUUUCCCUUGACCAGAGUUGUAUUGACGUUGAGAAGUUGCUGCUUAGGGUUAUAUGCUGUAAUCGCUAUACUCGUUUGCUAGAGAUUUAUAAAGAACUCGAGAAAAAUGGUCAGAUCUGUAGAGUUCCUGGCGAUGUUCAGCUUCAGUGCCAUGUAGAAGAUAUGCUUGCUGAUUCUCGGAAGAAGGAUAACAAGUUUGACAGCAGGGAGUAUCAGGGCCAGGAAGUCCUGCGUGUACGUGCCUUUGGUUCAUCAUUUUUCACCCUUGCAAUAAACAUAAGGAAUGGCCACUUCAUUCUUCACUCUUCCAAGAAUAUUAUAUCAUCAUUAGUGGUUGUUGAGUGUGAAGAAGCCCUAAACCAGAGAAGUAUGUCAGCAGCUGACGCUUUUAUUAGCUUGAGAAGCAAAAGCAUUUUACAUUUGUUUGCGUGCAUUGGGAGGUUCUUAGGUCUUGAGGUCUUUGAACAUGGGUCUGCAGCAGUUAAGGUGCCAAAGAGCAUUUCUUGUGGUAUAAAUUUGUUGCUUAUGGGUUUUCCUGAAUGUGGAAGCUCAUACUUUUUGCUGAUGGAACUUGACAAAGAUUUCAAACCUGUGUUCAAAUUGCUAGAAAGUCAGUCAGAUACACCAGAAAAAGCUCAAUCUCUUGUUGAUCUGAGCAACGUGGUUCGUGUAAAAACUGUUGACAUCGGUAGGAUGCAGAUAUGUGAGGACGAGCUCAAUUUGAGUCUUCUCAACAGCAAGAAACUGCUAUCAAUUUUACCUAGUGAUGGUGGCAGUCACCAAACAUCUGAAAAUAGUCUUCUUGCUGAUUUCAGCUUGGAAGGAUCUAUAGUUUCUUCCAGUGCGCCAUCAACAUUUUGUUCUAUUGUUGAUGAAAUAUUCGAACUUGAGAAAGGGUCCUCUGUCCCUUCUUUCUCCGGUCAAAUUCCCCCGUCAACAUUUGGUGCUUCUCCUGCAUCUCAUUUGGGCUCUGGUGUUGCAAAUUAUCAGUGUCUUAAAGUUGGAACACUGUCCCCUAAGUGGGAUCGGGGAACAGGAAACUACAGUAGCUCCAUGUACAAGGGCGUGAUACAGUCAGGUUCGGCUGGUUCAUUAGCCACGGCUCCAGGAAGGAGUCAAACUGUGAAAAAGUUGACAGCUUCAAAGUCUGAGCAAGAUUUGACUUCUCUCAGAUCACCUCAUUCUGCAGGAGCUGGAUCUUAUACGUCAUUGGAUGAAGACCAGCUGACUGUAUCUACAAACCGAUCAGCUCGACUUCUAUCUCCACCACAACGAGCUUGCCCCCCAGCUUCUGCAUUAAGUGGAAAAGCUAGUGCUCCAAGAAACUCCGCUGCGGGAACUGUACCGGUUGGUUUCAGGACUUCUGAGUCUAACUCAUUGGUUUUAAGUCCUGGAUCCCAAGCAAUAGAUUCAGCAACAUGUCCCCAGUCAGAGCAAGAUGCAGCUUCCAGAUAUAACAUUUUACCAAGGAAGCGUACAUUGUCAGAUUUGUUGGAUUCACUUCCAUCACUUCAAGCAAUGGAGUCCAAUGAAGGAUCAUAUAAGCGAAGGAAACUUGUGGAGUCUGCUGGCACUCAUUUACCUAAGUCACUGAUGCUUAUUUCUUCAGAUAUUUCUGGUAAAGCUGAAGAGUAUAGCUAUGGCAGUCUUAUCGCUGAAGCUAAUAAAGGGAAUGCACCUUCUAGUAUAUAUGUUUCUUCCCUUCUGCAUGUAGUCAGGCAUUGCUCACUUUGUAUCAAACAUGCCCGGCUUACGAGUCAGAUGGAGGCACUUGAAAUCCCAUAUGUCGAAGAAGUGGGUCUUAGAAGUGCAUCCUCAAACUUAUGGUUCCGAGUUCCAUUUGCCAGAGAUGAUGCAUGGCAGCAUAUAUGCUUGCGGCUAGGUANCCCAGGGCUGAAUGGAAUUGAUUCUAACUUUACUGGUUCUCAACAAGCAGUUGGAUUGACUAACUCAAAUAGUUUAAAUGCUGGUUCACAACUUCCAGCUGCAAAUACGAACAGGACUAAUCUCUCUAAUUCUACUGGAUUAGUUCGUCCAGCAAAUGCUGUAACUGGUUUCAACCGUACUGCAAAUGGCCUACCCGCAGCAUCGAACUUAGCAGUGGUGAAUGCAGGGAUGCCUUUGCGCAGACCACCUGGUACUGGUGUACCUGCUCAUGUCAGAGGAGAACUAAAUACUGCAAUUAUUGGCCUUGGCGAUGAUGGAGGGUAUGGUGGUGGAUGGGUUCCUCUUGUUGCUCUCAAGAAGGUUCUCAGAGGCAUUCUAAAAUACCUUGGGGUGCUGUGGCUCUUUGCUCAGUUACCGGACCUUCUGAAGGAGAUUUUGGGAUCAAUUCUGAAGGAUAAUGAAGGUGCAUUGUUGAAUUUGGAUCAGGAGCAGCCAGCCUUACGCUUUUUUGUGGGGGGCUACGUAUUUGCUGUUAGUGUUCACAGGGUUCAGCUUCUCCUGCAAGUUAUUAGUGUCAAGAGGUUUCAUCAGUCGCAACAGCAGCAGCAGCAAAAUCCCGGAAGUGCCCAAGAGGAAUUAACACAAGCCGAAAUAGGAGAAAUAUGUGAUUACUUCAGCCGUCGUGUUGCAUCAGAGCCAUAUGACGCUUCUCGUGUUGCAUCAUUCAUUACACUUUUGACGUUACCUAUUUCAGUUUUGAGAGAAUUCCUGAAACUCAUUGCAUGGAAGAAAGGGUUGUCUCAAGUGCAAGGGGGUGAUAUGGUCCCUACACAAAAAUCCCGUAUUGAAUUGUGUCUUGAGAAUCAUGCUGGAUGUAGUAUUGAUGGUAGCUCAGAAAAUACAUCUGCUUCCAAAAGCAACAUUCACUAUGAUCGNGGGGGGGGGGGGGGGUGUGUGGAACAACAUGCAUAA
Molecule: messenger RNA, 4242 nt
Organism: Nicotiana tabacum (common tobacco)
Lineage: Eukaryota; Viridiplantae; Streptophyta; Magnoliopsida; Solanales; Solanaceae
Source: RefSeq, a predicted model, not a curated record